This is a messenger RNA of Sorex fumeus (smoky shrew), 1844 nucleotides long. RefSeq names its product protein O-glucosyltransferase 3 (gene POGLUT3). NCBI's taxonomy places the organism in Eukaryota, Metazoa, Chordata, Mammalia, Eulipotyphla, Soricidae. The coding region runs from base 1 to 1533 and encodes 510 amino acids. The transcript has 8 exons. The record is from RefSeq and is a predicted model, not a curated record. Gene Ontology annotation, molecular function: protein binding; glucosyltransferase activity. Gene Ontology annotation, cellular component: endomembrane system.
AUGCGCCCCCUCCCGCGGGCCUUGCUCCUGCUGCUGCUGCUGCUGCAGCUGCGGACGCUCGCGGUGACCGCUGGCUCCGGCGCCCCCGACGCGCGGCGGAGCCUGGCGUGGGGCCCGGGGCUGCAGGCGGCCGUCGUGGUGCCCGUCCGCUACUUCUACCUGCAGGCCGUCGGCGCGGACGGGCAGAACCUCACCCGAUCGCCCCCAGGUCAAACGUUAUUCAAAGUAGUAAUCAAGUCUCUUUCACCUAAAGAAAUAGUCCGUAUUCAUGUGUCUAAGCCGCUGGACCGGAAUGAUGGAACAUUUUUGGUGCGAUACAGGAUGUAUGAAAGUGUGAGUGAAGGGCUAAAGAUAGAAAUUUUUUAUGGUGAUGAACAUGUGGCUCAGUCUCCGUACAUUUUGAAAGGACCAGUAUACCACGAGUACUGCAUGUGUCCGAAGGAGGAUCCUCAGGCCUGGCAGAAAACUCUUGCGUGCCCAGCCAGUGAACCCCAGAUUGAGAAAGAUUUUGCUCCUUUUCCCAGCAUCAGUCUUCAGCAGAUGCUAAAUGAAGUCCCAGCCAGGUUUGGGGGAGAAAUGGGCGCCGUUGUUCAUUACACGAUUCUCAAUAACCGCAUCUACCGGAGAAAUUUAGGAAAAUACACAGACUUCAAAAUGUUCUCUGAUGAGAUUUUGCUCUCCCUGGCAAGAAAGGUUGUUCUCCCAGAUUUAGAAUUUUAUGUGAAUCUUGGAGAUUGGCCCUUGGAGCAUAGAAAAGCCAAUGAAAUUCCAGCCCCUUUACCUAUCAUUUCAUGGUGUGGCUCUGUGGACUCCCAGGAUAUUAUCCUUCCAACCUACGACAUCACCCACUCCACACUUGAAGCUAUGAGGGGUGUUACCAAUGAUCUCCUCUCUAUUCAGGGAAACACAGGACCUUCCUGGAUCAAUAAAACAGAGAAAGCUUUCUUCAGAGGCCGGGACAGCCGGGAGGAGAGACUUCAGCUGGUGCAGCUGUCCAAAGAAAAUUCACAGCUCUUAGAUGCUGGAAUCACAGGGUAUUUCUUUUUCCGAGAGAAAGAAAAGGAGCUUGGAAAAGCUAAAUUGGUUGGUUUCUUUGAUUUCUUUAAGUACAAGUACCAAGUGAAUGUGGAUGGGACCGUGGCUGCUUACAGAUACCCGUAUCUCAUGCUGGGUGAUAGUCUGGUUCUGAAGCAGGACUCUCCGUAUUAUGAACAUUUCUAUCUUGAACUAAAGCCUUGGAAACAUUAUGUUCCAGUUAAAAGAAAUCUUAGUGAUUUACUGGAGAAAAUUAAAUGGGCCAAGGAGAACGAUGAGGAAGCCAAGAAGAUUGCCAAAGAAGGGCAGUUGACGGCGCGGGCCCUGCUGCAGCCUCACCGGCUUUACUGCUACUAUUACAGAGUCCUAAAGACGUACGCUGACCGCCAGUCCAGCAAGCCGGAAAUCCGGGAGGGGAUGGAGCCUGUGGCCCAGCCUGAGGACAGCACCGCCACCUGCCACUGCCACGAGGGAAGUCCAGCGAGAGAAGAGCUGUGAGGCCUGGCAGCACCUGAGACAACGUCUCUUGGGGCCUUUCUGCAGGCGUGGAUGGACCGAGCCGAGGAAAAGCAGGCUGCAGGCUGCUGAUGGCUCCAGUGACAGCCAGCCUGCGUGGAAGCUCACGAGAAGACUCGUGAGGGAGAAUUUUUAAUUUAUUUUCUAUUUUAAGUAAUUUUUUGUACUUUGGCACCCUGAUGCCCAACACUGUUCAUAGUCAUAUUUCAGGCCUACGGUGUGGUUACACCUCACCCAGAAGGGAGGGACUAUUUUUUGAUGCUCAUUUACUUCUUUCUAAGUAAGUUGUCUGA